AGAGAUGUAGGAACUGGGACUCCUUUACCAGUAUCAAUAACUGCACCAAAUCUGCACUUCACAUUCUGUUUUAAGUACUGAACUUUAUUGCAAUUCAAUAAAUGCUUCUAUAUAUAAAUCACACACAAGGCCUCAAUUUUUGUAUUCCAUGAAAACAAACAAGUUACACUAAAUGGUUAUUACAGACACACAAAGACAUCUUAAAGCCAGUGCAGUAUAGAACGGUACUACAAUCAUAAUACCUGUUUGUAAGGUUAAAUAUAUAUACAUUUUUUUAAAAGCCAAAACCAUGAAAGUGGAAUACAUUAGUGAUUAAAUAUAGGAAUAUAUAGUCUAUAGCAGCUUUUUUUAAUAUUCAACUACUGUAUCUAUUUAUCUAGCAGCAACAUUGUCUAAUGACUGUUAGACAGUUUGUAUUUUCAAUCAGUAGAUGUUUCGUUCCAAUAUUUCAUACAGACUGAUGAUCACAUUAGCAAGAACAAAGAAGUUCCUACUGAAAGUCUUACUAAUGUUUGUAAGAUUAAUUACAAUACUGCAACUUCAACAAAAAAAAAUCACGUGUUCAUUUUCUCCUUCAUAUCAGAGUGUACAACACAGGCUGCAUACUUCAUUAAUAUUUUUUCCUCCAAUACAGACUAUAAAUGCGUGGAAAUUUCCAGGAGGUCUGUCUAAUCCAGGCGAAGACAUUGACACAGCAGUUCGAGAGGUUUUUGAAGAGACUGGCAUCAAGUCAGAGUUCAAGUCCAUCUUAAGCGUGAGACAGCAACACAAACACCCCGGAGCCUUCGGGAAGUCAGAUAUGUACAUCGUCUGUCGCCUGGAGCCCUCCUCCUUCGACAUCAACUUCUGCCAGCAGGAGUGCCUGAGGUGUGAGUGGAUGGCCCUCGAUGAGCUUGUGAGGACAAGACAGGCUACUCCCAUCACCAGCAACGUAGCCAAACUCUUACUUUAUGGAUACCGGGAAGGGUUUGAUAAGAUUGAUAUAACCAUGAGAGAGUUUCCAGCUGUCUACCCAGGCCUGUUCUACAAACUAUACCACAGAGAGCUGCCCGAGUCCUAUAGAAACAUUACAUGAUAGCAAUACAUUUCACAUUUCAGUAUAUUAAUAAUUUAGAAUUAUUACUGUAGUGUUAUAUAGACCAUAUUAAAAUUAUCCAUGGACUUAUUUUUAGGUUAUUAUUAGAAAGUAAUUAUUUAUUCUCUAAUAAUCUAUAAAUUAUUUUAAAAAGUAAAUACUGCUAUAAGUGUGCAUCAGAUUAUGUUUUCCUUUACUCUGUAAAGCAAACAUAAGGUAAAUAAAAUAGCUCUAUGUAG
This is a messenger RNA of Athene cunicularia (burrowing owl), 1314 nucleotides long. RefSeq names its product nudix hydrolase 6 (gene NUDT6). Gene Ontology annotation, molecular function: ADP-ribose diphosphatase activity; NADH pyrophosphatase activity; NAD binding. Bases 431 to 1075 code for a protein of 214 amino acids. NCBI's taxonomy places the organism in Eukaryota, Metazoa, Chordata, Aves, Strigiformes, Strigidae. The transcript has 2 exons. The record is from RefSeq and is a predicted model, not a curated record.